GGUUUUGGUGCUUGCAAGGUGGGCGGACGUGGAAUCGAACAACAAUAAAUUGGAACUUGUGUUUUUAGUUAUUAGGUGAAAAACGAGGGCAAAUAGCAAUUCAAAAUGCUAUUUGUUAAAUAGCAAACAAGACUAAAAAAGGAAUGAUGCAAUCGAUGGACCAUGUUCAUUUACACAAAGCCGAAUCUCAUACGCUUUUUGGUCGGCGCAAUAUGUCUUCUGCUGCUGCUUAACUUCCUCUGGACUUCCGAUUCGGAUGGCGCAAGCAAUACAUCUCUCAGCAAGUUAAGCAUACGGCGGGUGCACAAGUAUGCACACAUACACAUACCCAAAAACAAUAAAAAUGACAGCGGGAGCGAUAGAGAGGGCAAUACAAACAUCUUGCCCGCUGCUCCUUUGGCUCCCGUUGCAAAGGAGCGCGAGUUGCACUCUAAUCGCAACUCGAGCUCACCAACAACCAGAACUGUGAUUGCGACUGCAAAUGCUACUUCCAUUUCACAAGACUUAAAUCAAGCGCAUAAUUACUUUCCGAAUGAUUAUGCAAACAGCACCCAGAAGCCCGAAAUGUCGUUGACACCAAACUGCACAGAUCCUGAUCCACGAGAUGGUGGACCCAUCACGCCGAACACAACCCUCGAAUCCCUUGAUAUUAUUGAAGCAGAGCUGGGGCCUUUGCUGCGCCCAGGUGGCGCUUAUCAGCCAACAGAUUGCGUGGCACAGCAUCAUGUUGCCAUCAUUGUGCCGUUCCGCGAUCGAUACGCACAUCUGUCGGUCUUCCUGCGCAACAUACAUCCAUUCCUAAUGAAACAACGGAUUGCCUAUCGCAUCUUUAUUAUAGAGCAAACCAAUGGCAAGCCCUUUAACCGUGCUGCCAUGAUGAAUAUCGGAUACUUGGAGGCCUUAAAGCUUUAUCAGUGGGACUGUUUUAUAUUCCACGAUGUCGACCUUAUACCCCUGGAUGACCGCAAUCUGUACAACUGUCCACGUCAGCCGCGGCACAUGUCCGUUGCAAUUGACUCGUUGAACUUCAAGUUGCCUUAUCGAUCAAUAUUUGGCGGAGUUUCUGCCAUGACUCGACAGCAUUUCCAAGCUGUUAAUGGCUUUUCCAAUUCGUUCUUUGGCUGGGGAGGUGAAGACGAUGAUAUGUCCAACAGAUUGAAGCACGCCAACUUAUUCAUAUCACGCUAUCCGAUUAAUAUAGCUCGCUAUACAAUGUUGAAGCAUCUGAAGGAGAAAGCAAAUCCCAAACGAUACGAGAAUCUCCAGAAUGGUAUCGGUAAGAUUGAAAUGGAUGGCAUCAACUCGAUUAAAUAUGAAAUCUAUAGCAUCAAAGAGUUUCCAACUUUUACUUGGUAUUUAGCAGAGCUAAAGAACUCAGAGCGCAAGAGUUAGCCUCAAACAGAAAUCAGCAAAUAAUGCGAAGCCACAGUAGUUUCCAAUUUUUCGAAAACUGCUGUCAAGAAGACAAGAUUGCAAUAAGAAUCUCAAUUCAGUGCAACGUUUUGAAUAUUACUUAUAUAAUAUGUACAAAAAAUGACAACAUUACUUUUUCAAAGUAGCCUAAUUAUCAAAGAAUAAUAGACACACAUAUUGUGUAUGUAGCAUGUCCAGUCAAUAAUAUAGAAUUACACUAUGUACUUUUGGUAGUACUAUUAGCCCCAUUGA
Messenger RNA from Drosophila nasuta, 1665 nucleotides. RefSeq names its product beta1,4-N-acetylgalactosaminyltransferase A (gene beta4GalNAcTA). The coding region runs from base 163 to 1392 and encodes 409 amino acids. Gene Ontology annotation, cellular component: Golgi apparatus. The transcript is spliced from 6 exons. Lineage: Eukaryota; Metazoa; Arthropoda; Insecta; Diptera; Drosophilidae. Gene Ontology annotation, molecular function: galactosyltransferase activity; N-acetyl-beta-glucosaminyl-derivative 4-beta-N-acetylgalactosaminyltransferase activity. Gene Ontology annotation, biological process: carbohydrate metabolic process; glycosphingolipid biosynthetic process. The record is from RefSeq and is a predicted model, not a curated record.